Molecule: messenger RNA, 1902 nt
Organism: Symbiodinium natans
Lineage: Eukaryota; Dinophyceae; Suessiales; Symbiodiniaceae
Source: the annotation of a GenBank genome assembly
AUGAUACAAGUACUGCAGUGCGAUGCGGCCAGCAUUGCGUCUGCAGGCUGCGUGUUGGCUUCCGGCACCUUAAACAAGCCUACCUCGCCUCCGUCUGUUUCUGAUGACGACGAAGACACCUCGAUGCUUUGUGACCCCGCCAACAGAAGCCAGCGGAAGCUGCCCCUGGCCAGCAAAACCACCUCUUCUCUGGCCGCAGUUUGCGGCGGGAUCGUAGUGCAAAGUCUAAGCUCUGAGAAGUAUGUGCAGAGCGGACCAGGCGGUGAUGAGGUCAACGCCGAAGACUACUGGGAGUGGGAUGUCGAGGGGCUACGCGACGAUGCGGAGGGCUUGGUGACCGUGGCAUUGGUCCAACUGGAGCUGAAGGCAAACGAGGCCCCCGACAAGAAUGUCCACUGGGGAAAAGCAUCUCCGCUGUGUGCACAAUGUGGGGAAGGUUUUGCUUUCCAAAAGGUUCGCCAGAGGCUGCUCCAGCGUUUGGAGCUGGCCGAACUGCGAGCAGAGGUUCAGAGUGCGAAUGAUCCGGCCUUGUGGCCCCCACUUGUGCACAUGGCGGCCGACCAGUUCGGCCUUCGCUUGGUAGAUGCUGGAGAAGUAUGUGAUGAGGUUGGUGAGGACCUUGAGAUCUUCCAGGCAGCCGCCCGUGGGCGCGGCCUCAGGGGCGCGACUGCAGCGUUGGGAGCUGUCGUCCUGGCUGAGCGAGCUGUUCUGGCAGAGCCCUGUGCAAAUGCGGAGAAGUUUGCAGCUGCAGCCCAAGAGCACUGGAGGGAGCUGGGCGCCCUCGCCCGUGCCAAGCUGCUGUCGCUGCGAUGGCGCAGCGCAGCCCUUUCGGAGGAGAAGUUCCAGGCGACCAGUCUCCGCGAGUGGCGCGCUGAAAGCGCCGAGAGCGUGGCGCUUUUUCCAGGGAUUGCGAGGCUCCGCGGCGCUGCCGCCUUCAACGGUAUGGCGGUGGUGAGGCUUGUGGUCAAGCCGUCCGCGUUGAAAACGAUCGAAGCGCAGCCACGGCAUGGCCUGGCCGUCUACUUGAAUGGGAGUCUUCUCAACCACUCCUGCCGACCGAACGUCAACAGGUUACCGUUCCCAUCAUGCCUGGUAGUGCGAGCAGCACGGCCUCUGCUUCCCGAAGAUGAGCUAACAUGUGCCUACAUUGAGGCUCGCGCUCCCUACUUCGUGCGGCAAGCAGAGCUCGAGUCCACGUGGGGCUUCGAGUGUGGUUGCGGCCGGUGUCGUCUGGAGGCCAAGAUCUGGGCAGCCGAGCCGGAGGUCGAGAAGAGGAUGCGCUCGCUCUGGCGGCGCUUCGAUCGGCGGCGCCGUGAGGGUACCUGCUCGGAGGAGGAGCUGCGCGAGAUCGUGGCGGAUGCAGCGCAAUGCACGGAGAGCGCUCUCGUCCAGUUUCUACAGACCGGGGCCGCAGAGGACUUUCAGGAUGAGGCUAAGGUCUACCUGGAAGCCCUGGGAAGCGACUCCCAGAGCCUGGAGGCUUUGCGGAACCUACUCCUCGGCUCCUGCUGGGCCGCACCUGCCUGGGAGCUGGCCUUCGGGUUGCAGGAGGCUUCGCGGCAUGAAGAGGCGUUGGAGAUGUGGCUGGCAGUUCGCCGUGUUUGUGCAGAAGUGCUGCCGCUGUCACCAAGUCACGCCGCGGCGGCCUCUGAGGCAGCCUUGGCUGCGGUGGCUGCUGGCAAGCCGUGGGGAGCGCUUCUGGAGGAGAGCCUCACGGUGGCUGCCCUUGCCUACGGCCCGGGCGUCUGGCGUCGCUUGGCGGCUGCACGGCUCGAGCAGCUGCCUCUGGAGUGUCGCCGUGCGAUUGAGGAAGCUGUCGCCUGCAUUGAGAGCGGGGCCAACCUCGAGGAACAAGCAAGUCCCCAGGCCUCUGCGUGCCUGGAUCUCGAGAACAUGGAUUGA